AUGUUAACUCAUUUACCUAAAUGUGCAUCAUUGAUAAAAGAUGAAAGAUCUCUGGAAUAUGACAGAUUAACAAAAAGAAUAGAGAAAUCCAUAAUUGAGAAUUCUCUAUACAGAUUAGCUACAGAUAUAAAAUUUUUGUAAGGCUUUUAUUCUGUGCAUUCUUUCAAUCAAGAGGAGAAAGAGAAGCUUUUUGCUUUAUUAAUAGAAUACAGUCUUUAAAAGUAUGUAUAUAGUACAAAACAUUUAUUCUAAACUCCUUGCACUCCAAAAAAAAUUAAAUUAUUUCUGUCAGCAUUCACUAAGAAGAUAUGCAAUAAUAUUUAGAUUAAAUAUGAGGAUCUAAAAUAAAUUUAUGAUGAAGUUAAUCAGAAUGGCUUAGAUACAACAUUUGAUAAUACUGAUUAAUAAAUUAGGAGAGGAAUUUAAUGCUUAUAAGAGUAAUAUUUUUAGUUUACAAAUAGAUUUUUUGCAUUAUUUCGACACUUAAUUCCACCCAGUUACUUCCCUUAAUUAAUAGAUAAUUAUUUAUAAGGAGAAAAUCUUAAUCAGAGAUUAUUUAGAGUAGUAAAAUCUGAGCCAAUUUCAACUUACACAAAGAGUUUUGAGAUGUUGAUAGAAUUUAAGAAGUCUUCCCAUGUAAUUAGAUAAUUGGAUCCAUUUUUAAUUGCCUAAUUAAUCUCGUAAAAUUAUAAUGUCCUAAUUUUAUAGUUAUCGUCCUGACUUACCAAUAGAUAAUUAUUUGGACUUUAUAUUAGAAGAUAUUUAUAAUAGCUUUAUAGUACUCUUAUUAAAUAUCUAAAAUUUAUCUAUUUAAGCACCUAUUUAAAUACAUCAUGGAGGCAUGAGACCUUCAGAUUUUAUUUAACCAUUAGUAUAUUUAAUUGGUUCAUCAUAAACAAGAUCUAAAGUAUGGGAUACUAUUGAAAGAAUGUUUUUGGUAAUUUCAGAUUUGAUUCAUCCAAAUAAUGCAACUUCAAAUGAUUUUGUAUUCUCUUUUUUUUAUAUGUUUGUAAAAACAUUUGUUGAAAGAGUGGAAGCUUAAAAUUAAUAAUAAGAUAAGAAUUAGGAAUAAGAUAAUGUUUUAGAAAGUAUUAUUAUAUAUUUAAUUAUAUUAAAGAUAAUAUAUUUACAAAGGAUGAAUAAUUAUUUUUAUAAGAUGAAGAGAUGAAUGAUAUGGAUGAGGAGGAAGAAGAAGAAGAUGAAGAUAGUAAUGAUAAAGAGAAAGUAUUUGAUAAAAAAGAAUUUAUGAUUGAUUAAGAAGGAAUUGAUAAAUUUAUAUCUAUUGUUAAACCACAUUUAAAAUACUUAAUUUAUUAGAAGAAUAGAUUUAAAAUUUAAGUAGCAGGAAUAUAUAAAGUAUAAUAUGAAUAAUUAAUUAAUAGUCUUUAUGUAAAUUAAGACCUAAGGAGAUUUUACCUUAUGUAAUGGAAUAAAUUUAAUUGGCUUUAGAGAGAGAUGAUAUGAAACCAUUACUUAUUAUUCAUAUAAUUGAGAAGAUAUUUAGACCAGCAAUUUAAUUUGAUUAAUAUCCACAAAUAAUCAAUUAUAUUCCAUUUAUAUUAAGAUAAACAACUAAUUUUAUUUUAGAUAGUGGAGAAUAGAUUUGGAGAUUUUAUGAUAUAUUAUUUUAAUAUAUUCCUAUUUAUGAUGUAAAAGAUUUAGAAGCUUAAUAUCCAAAUCUUAAUUUAUAAGAAGGUAUUUAUAAAAUAUAAUUAUUAGAAAUGAAAAUAGAUGAUAUAAAUUUUUAUUAAAUUACCUAAGAAAUAAGUGAUUUGGCUUUAGAAGCAUUCAGAAAAUAUGUUUCAACAUUUGAAUAUAGUGAUGUCAAAUAUCAUACUAGUUAAAGAGGUUCAGAGAUUAUAUUUUCAACAAGAAAUAAAUUCUAUAAUUUUGUAUUUUAAAGUUCUAAAUCAAAUUAUAAAGAAAUAGUUAAUAUUGUAUGUAAUUAUUUGGAUGAUAAAAUACUUAAUAAUUUAUCAGAUAAUUUUGUUUUACUUCUUUAAGCUAUUAUUUUAAGAGAUCCUAAUGUUCUUAAAGAUGUUUUAACUGUAAUUUAAAAUUAACUUUUGAGAUAAACAAAAGAUCAUUAUGAAUUUAAUAUUUCCAAUAUCACAACAAUUAGAAAUUAUUUAAUUAUAAUCUAUGAAAUUGUUUAAUUUUCAGGAAGUGUUAAUAAAUAGUAUUAUUAAAUUUUGAAAUGUAUAAUUGAUUUAAGUUUGAAACAUGAGGAAACUAAAAUAUAAUAAGCAGGUUAAAAUAUAUUGGCUUGUUUAUUAAUGAGUUAAGCUGCAAUUCAUAUUAGAGAUUUUUAAUUUACAAAUGAUCCUACUAUUUAAUUAGAUUGGUUAAAAUUAAAAUAAAAAGGAAAAUAGGAAAAAUAUAUACCAAAAUGGUAAGAAAUUGAUGAUUAAGAAUUUAUUAAAUAAAUUAUGGAUGAUUAUUAUCAUCCUGCACUUUAAUAAAUAAGAGAAAUUAUUACAUAAAAGGGUGAUAAUAAAUAAUUCCUUGAUUAUUUACAAAAUGAUUUUUUAUCUUAAUAUGAAUAAUAAUAUUAAUUAGAUACAAAAUAGAAUUGUUAAUAAAUUGAACUUAAAAUUAGAAAGAAUUUGUCUUUAAAUUUAGAUAUUAUUUAUGCAUUUGUGAGACCACUCUAUUUUAGAAUGAAAUAAUACAAUUAAAAUUCAAGUGAGGCUUUUAAGAAAUUUUAAGAUUAAUAUUGUUUUGAUGUUUUAAAUUAAAUGUAUAAUGAAGUAAUGAUAUUACUAUUAUUAAGGUAAUUCAAUUUUGUGUUGAUUUUGUUCCUGUCUAUAUUAAUAAUGGAUUAGCUUUAGAUGGUAAAUUGGCUACUAGUUUUAUUAAUAUCAUUAAAUUAUUAAUACAUGAAACUUCUGAUAAGAUUCAAAGAUUAGGUAAAUGGUUAUAAGUGAAAACAAGAUCUUCAGAUACAAAUAAGAUUAAAUUUUAUAAUAGAUUUUAAUCUUAAAUGUUUUAUACCUAUUUAUUAAAUAAUAGAAUAGAUUAAAUUUAUUAUAAUCAAAUAAUGAAUCAAUAAAAUAAAGAGUAUUUUAUUGAUAUUAAUAAUUUAGAAUGCUAUUAAUAUCUAUUCCAUUUUUAUUUGAUUCCAAUGAAUUUAGUUACAAAGUGAAUUGGAUUUGGUUAUCAAGUAGAAUGGAAUUAUUAGAUGAUAGAGAAUGGUUAUAUGAAUUAUUUAAGAAAUUGUAUGAAUAAUUAAAAACAGUUUUUAAAAAUAAAUGGUUUAAUUAAUAAUACAUUGAAACUUUGAAUGAAACUGAAAAAUAAAAACUAUCACUUUUCUAAAAUCAUUUUACAAAAGGAUUUGCUAAUUUUGUUAGUAUUGUAUCUAAUUUAAAUCCUGGAUUAUUUUUGGAUUCUUAUUAAAUAUUUGAUUGUGCAUAUUAAAGUAAAUUUAUUAAUCUAAUAUUAGAUUUGAUAGAUAAAGUAAAUAGAGCAGAUUUUAAUUUAGAUGUAUUAAGUUUAGUAUAAAAAAUAUCUUAAGCUAGUGUUGAAUUAAAUCAAGCUGAUUUUGAUAGAAAACAUAGUAUAAAUAAAUAUAGAUUUUAGUUUUGAUAAUUAAAAAUUAAGAGGUUUUAAAAUAUGUUGAUAGUAUUUUUGAAUAAAGACAUUAAUAUUGGUUAGAAUAGUAAACAAAAAUAAGUAGUGGAUUAGUAUCAUUAAAUGAAAAAUUAAAUUCAAUAGUAGAAUUUUGGUUGAGUAUUCCAAUUGAUGCAUCCACAUCUAGAUAAUUAAUUUCUAAUGGAUGUGCUCUAUUAUUAAUGAGAACAGAAUAAUUACCAUAAUUAAAUGAGAGAGUUAUUUUGAAAGCAUUUAAUUGUUGUAUUAGUUAAGAAUUUAAUAUUCGAAGUUUAGGAAAGUUAUUACUAUAUAGAUUAAUUUAGAUUUGUGUUUUUAAACAUAAAUCAUAUAAAUAUAUAAUAAGAAAGCCUGAAGAUUUUUAAAAUACUUAGAUAAAUUUAGAUUAAUAUAAUGUAUAUAGAUUUAUUUUGCCUGAAGAUUAGAAAUAUUAUAAAUUAAAUGAUUAUCAUAGAAAGGGCAAGAUAUUAUUAUAUAACUCUCUUAAAUAUACUGAUAUAAAGAGAGAAGAAGCUAAGAAAUAAUUUAAGAUUCUUAAAUCAAUCAGUCCUGAGUAAUGGCAUUAAUUUAUAAAUUUGAUGAUUAUUGAUUAAAGUGUAUUAGAUUAAUAACAAUCAUAAUAGCCAAUUAUGUUAUUCUAAUUUAAUCAAGAUAAAUCAUCAAUAGCAAAUUUAUUUAAUGAUGUUGAUAAUUAAGCUAAUGAACAAUUCUUUUAUAAUUCAUAUAUGUAAGCUCCUAUCAGAUUUAGUUUAUUAUAUAAAAAAGUACAAUUUAUGAAAUAUUUAUUUGCAAUAACAGAUUAUGAAAUAUUUAAUCAUACAAAACAUUUAAUUGAUUAAAAUAAUUUAGAUUAAUUAUCAUUUUAGAGAAUAUAUUUAUCAGGAUUGUUAUAUGCUUUACAUUCUUCUUGGGAUUGUUAAUAUAAAUAAGAGAUUAUAGAUUAUUGUAUAGACAAAUUUGAGAAGAUUAUUAUGGAUUAAUCUAGAGAUGAAUUUAAGACAUUUUAGUAUUAUCUACAUGCAGCUUUAUCAAGAUGUGAUUUAAGAAAAUAGGAAUAAUUUUUAAUUUCAAUAUUAGAUAAAGUAUAAAAAGAAAAUGAUAAUAAAAAAUUAAGAUGGAUCUUUUUAUUUUAUACUAUAAUUGAAUCUAAGAAACAUUAAUAAAUUAAAUUAUUAGAAAAUAUUCUUUAAACAAAUGUAGAUUAUUCAAAUUUAAAAGCAGUUUAAACAUUUAUACCAUUGAUUAUUGAUUAAUAGAAUAAAUAUCCUCAUAAUAUAGAAUUAUUAUAAGAAUUUGGUUUAUUAGAAUAAUUUAGAUAACAAACUGCAAUUUUGGUUGAAUCAAAGUAUUUUAUCUUUGAGAAUUCAGAGUUGUUUUCUAAAGGAUUGAAUAUAUUAGUGAAUUAAUUUUAGUAAUAAAAUAUAAAUGGUAAAAUAAAUAUUAUAGAAACUUUAUUUGAAGGUUGGAAAUCUAAGAAAUUCUUCAUUAAUCCAUAUAUAUUAUAAAAGAUGUAACCAAUAGUUGAAUAUCUAUUGACAAUAAAUGAAGAAAAUAAUUUAUAAUAAUUAACAUAAGGAUUAUAGAUCUUUUCAAAUAUUAGAAUUAAAGAAUGUACUAUUACUUUAAUUUAAAUGACAUUGAAUUUAUUAAAGAUUUCUUAAAAUGCUGUUAGAGUAAGAUAAUUAAACUUUUUAAAAGUAAUAUAAUAUCAUUAUACAUAGAUACUCACAAAAGAGAUUUUACAUAUUAAUAGACCUGAAAUAUUAGAGAAUAUUGUUUAAUAUUUAUUAGAUGAAAAUAAGAUAGUAAUGUAAUCAUGUUUUGAACUUACAACAUAGUUGAUCCAAUAAAUGACUUUACAAGAAGUAAAUUGUUAAUUAGAAAUCUAUUUGAAAUAAGUAAAUUUAAUUUAAAAUGUUUUUAGGCUACAAAUAAGGAUACUGAACUUUAAGGAAAAUAAGUUUUAAUGGCUAUGAUUAUGGCACAUCCUAGAUAUACUUAAUCAUGGAUUAAUUAAGCAUUGAAAGUAGUUUUAGAGAAAUAAAAUAAAUUGUAAUAAUAAUAGAAGACAUUUGCAGCCAACUAUUUGAAACUCUAUAGAGCAAAUUAAUUGAUGGAAAUUGAAGAUGUAUAGAUAUAAAUAGAGUUUAUUGAAAAAAUGAGUGAACUGUCAAAUCCUUAUAAUUAUUUUGCUUGAG
Molecule: messenger RNA, 5810 nt
Organism: Paramecium pentaurelia
Lineage: Eukaryota; Ciliophora; Oligohymenophorea; Peniculida; Parameciidae
Source: the annotation of a GenBank genome assembly